This is a messenger RNA of Harpia harpyja (harpy eagle), 1237 nucleotides long. RefSeq names its product OTU deubiquitinase 3 (gene OTUD3). The transcript has 8 exons. Gene Ontology annotation, biological process: protein deubiquitination. The record is from RefSeq and is a predicted model, not a curated record. Bases 29 to 1165 code for a protein of 378 amino acids. Lineage: Eukaryota; Metazoa; Chordata; Aves; Accipitriformes; Accipitridae. Gene Ontology annotation, molecular function: cysteine-type deubiquitinase activity.
GCGCAGGCGCAGUGGGCGGCCGGCGGGGAUGUCCCGCAAGCAGGCGGGCAAGGCCCGGCCCGCCGCCGGAGCCAGGAAGGCACGGCGACCCCGGCAGCCCCCCGCCGGACCGGCUCCGAGCCGCGGCUCGGACGGCGGGGGUCUCGCCAGGCAGCUCCGGGCCCUCGGCCUCAAACUGCGGGAGGUGCCGGGCGAUGGCAAUUGUUUGUUUCGGGCCCUUGGUGACCAGCUUGAGGGGCACUCGCGGAACCACCUCAGACAUCGCCAGGAAACGGUGGAUUACAUGAUAAAGCAGCGGGAGGAUUUUGAGCCUUUUGUGGAGGAUGAUGUGCCCUUUGAGAAACACGUUACCAAUUUGGCAAAGCCUGGUACCUUUGCUGGCAACGAUGCUAUUGUGGCCUUUGCAAGGAACAAUCAAAUGAAUGUGGUUAUUCAUCAGCUUAAUGCUCCACUGUGGCAGAUUCAGGGCACAGACAAAAACAAUGUGAGAGAACUUCAUAUUGCAUAUCGUUAUGGAGAGCACUACGACAGCGUGAGGAGAAUCAAUGACGAUUCCGAAGCUCCAGCGUAUCUUCAGAUGGAGAUGCUUUGCAAAAAUGAUUCAAACAAGGAGGAGGAAGUGAAGCCACAGAAGGGUGACUCUGAAGAUGAGAUUGAAGUUGAAAUGGAAGAUGCUAUACAAAAAGUGUGUAAUGCAACUGGAUGUUCAGACAUUGACUUAGUAAGCCAGAUUCUCGAAGUGGAAGACUACAAUAUAGAAUCUGCAAUAUUUGCCAUCUUUCAAGUGAACGAAGUGGAAAGAAUCAGUGCUGAGGAGCAGUGUGAUCCCCAGAGCAAAGAUCAGAAAUCGUGUAGCAGAACUCUGCAGGAAGAAAAUGGAAGUGGUUCAAGAAUCUUUGGAAAUCGGAGCUUGCAUCAAGGUGAAAUAGAAAACAACAAAGGACAGGCUAGAUCCGAUGAAGAGAAUCGAGCUAGCAGAAACUCCAAGGUAUCUAAAAAACAAAAGAAGGAACAGCAGCGGCUAGAGAAGAAGAAGCGGCAGGAAGAAAGGCACCGACAAAAGCUCUUGGCCAACAAGAGUAACUGUGGAGAUAGCAGCAGGAGAGAGACGGACUCAAACAACCAGGUCACCUUGGUGAAGGCCAUGGCAGCUCUAAACAUAUGACUGAAUGUGUUCUGAGUGCUCUGGUGAGAAAAGCAAAUAAAACUGAUGAAGACAAAACUUCCUUUAAGCAAA